Messenger RNA from Alosa alosa (allis shad), 1713 nucleotides. It is a transcript of the gene otop2, whose product is annotated as otopetrin 2. Gene Ontology annotation, cellular component: membrane. Bases 35 to 1636 code for a protein of 533 amino acids. Gene Ontology annotation, molecular function: proton channel activity. Lineage: Eukaryota; Metazoa; Chordata; Actinopteri; Clupeiformes; Clupeidae. The transcript has 6 exons. Gene Ontology annotation, biological process: proton transmembrane transport. The record is from RefSeq and is a predicted model, not a curated record.
GGCGGGGCAUCGCCGCCUGUCCAUCUGGUCGAGCAUGACGGGCGGGCCGGCCUCCCUGGACCCUGCCUGCAACUGGAGCUCCCUGGUGUCGGCACUGGUGGCCCUCAACACGCUGCUGCUGGGCUGCGCCAUGGUCAGUGCCAGCGUCUUCAACACGGUGAGCAUCACCUCCACGCACCUGCAGCUGUACCUCAUCACCAUUAUGAUCCUCAGCACCUGCUGGAUGCUCUACUACACCCUCUACACCGUCCGCGAACACUGCGCUGUGCUCUACAAGGACGGCCAUGCUGGUCCCAUCUGGCUCAGGGGGGGGCUAAUUCUUUUUGGCUUAUGUAGUAUAAUCAUGGACAUCUUUAAGAUUGCCAAUUAUGUGGGCUACCUUCAUUGCGACUCACCUGUUAAGAUUGUCUUCCCAAUUGUUCAGGCUGUGUUCAUUUUAGUACAGUCAUACUUCCUUUGGCUCCAUGCAAAGGAUUGUGUUCAGCUUCAGAGAAACGUAACACGUGGUGGCCUGAUGUUGACUUUGUCCACAAAUCUGAUGCUGUGGAUGACAGCGGUGACUGAAGAGUCUCUGCAUCAGACAGUGCUUCCUCAAUCCAAUGGCAGCAAAGCCUCUCACAGAACGGCAAUGCGAGUGGGUCCAAUGGAUGACUGUGAGUGCAGCCACUCCGCGUGCAGCAUCUUCGAGCAGGCCUCUAACUACCUGUACCCCUUCAACAUCGAGUACAGCCUGUUCGCUUCGGCCAUGACCUACGUGAUGUGGAAGAACGUGGGGCGCCUGGUGGAUGGGUGCCACCACCACCGACUGCGCUUCCACCUGCGAGACGUGCUCCUAGGCCCCAUCAGCGGGCUUCUGGUGCUGGUGGCUGGCCUGGUCACCUUCAUCAUGUACAAGGUGGAUGUGCAGGACAAGGACCCGGCCAAGCGUGACCUGGCGCUGCGCAUGCAUUACAUCAUGAACUCGCUGGCCUACGUGCUCAUGUCAGCCGCCACGGUGGCCGGCUGGGUGCUCUUCGGUCUGGACCGGCGCGAGUACGUGUCCGGCAAGAACCCCACGCGUAGCCUGGAUGUGGGCCUGCUGCUGGGGGCCUCCAUGGGCCAGUUCGCCAUCUGCUACUUCACCAUCGUGGCGGUGGUGGCCACGGGCGUGCAGAGCGAGGUGGACGCGCUCAACUUGGCCAGCGCCCUGCUGGCCAUCGUGCAGCUGUGCCUGCAGAACGGCUUCAUCGUGGAGGGCCUCCACCGGCUGCCGCACGAGCCCACGCCCGCGCAGACCAACGCCGCCCCGGAGGUGUACGCCAACGUACACGCCACACGCUCGCACAGUGACUCCGAGCUUGAUAUCAAGCCAGACCCCAUUAGGAUCAGUACGGUUUCACAGUCACACCACUGCCCCACGCGUCUUUGCUGGAAAAGACGGGCACUGAAGGAGGUCUGCGCCUAUCUGAUGCUCUGCAACAUUACUUUAUGGAUCAUGCCGGCGUUUGGUGCCCGGCCACAGUUUGAGAACCCCCAUGGGCUCAAUUUCUACCAGGUGUACAUGUGGGUUGCCGUGAUGAAUAUUGGCCUGCCGUUUAGCAUCUUCUACCGUAUGCAUUCUGUGGCUGGCCUGUUUGAGGUCUACGUGACAUCCUGAUCUCUACCCCUUCUCCAGGGGUCACCUCUCCAGCAUUACAAUAAAUAUGGGACAGGGCAUCACCUCAGUAUGACAUU